Messenger RNA from Racocetra persica, 961 nucleotides. Lineage: Eukaryota; Fungi; Glomeromycota; Glomeromycetes; Diversisporales; Gigasporaceae. The record is from the annotation of a GenBank genome assembly.
AAAAUUUAAGGAUUUAUGUGAUGAACUUUCAGAAAGCGAAGAUAAUCUUUUUGCUUAUGAGUUUUGUUUUGAAAUGGCAAAACAUUAUAAUUACGAAUCAGAGCAUCAAACUAAAGCAAAUAAAAUGCUAUCUGAAUAUCUCAAAUGCUCUGUACAACCAAUUGUGACUAAAGGUCAUUGUCACACUAAUGGUACUGUAUGUUAUGGUGAUGGCCCUAACGUAUAUUGUGAGGUUAAUGUGAAAUACAAGAGGCAUAACUGUAGCUCCGAUGCCUGUCCCUAUCUUGAAAAUUGUGGACAUUAUUUAAUUUUUUGCAUGGAAAAAAAAGAACAUUCCUCCUACCAUGAGACUAAUUUUCCAUGCUUUUUGAUUGUAAUUUCUGAUGUUGCUAUAGUUGACCUGCUCACCCUAGUCUUUCCUCUUAUUUGGCAAAAAUAUAACGAAGCGAUGAUGGUAUCAAUUGCCAAAAUAUUUCAUGAACCUCAAACUAUCUAUCCUGUGCAUCCUUUAUUUCCAGAAGUGAUUAUAGAUGAUAAAUCUUACAUGGUUCAUAUUAAUUCCCAAGUUAGUACAAAUCUUCUUUGGGAAGUUACACUUUUAAAUGAGCAAAGGCCUCAUCUUACAGUCUACGUGAGAGCUGUUCAAAAAUAUCAAUAUUUACUUGAUACACAUAAGCUCUUAGAUGAAGUUGAAUAUGCUCCAAAAGUCUUUACUACUUCAGUAAUUCCUGGAAACUGGAUUUUGGUUUAUAUGGAAAGUUUGAACAAUCAUUCAAUACUACAUAAUAUUACCUCUAACCUUGAUAAUCAAAAACAGAGUUCUCUGAGAAAAAAAAUAAAAGAGGUAGUUAAAUAUUUGAAUAAUUCAGGAUACGUUCAUGAAGACUUGUGUGAAGAGAAUAUUCUAGUUCAUCAACUUGAAGAUAACGAAUUUAACGUUAAAUUGAUUGAUUUUGAAUAG